Molecule: messenger RNA, 4158 nt
Organism: Colossoma macropomum (tambaqui)
Lineage: Eukaryota; Metazoa; Chordata; Actinopteri; Characiformes; Serrasalmidae
Gene: slc5a6b
Product: solute carrier family 5 member 6
Exons: 17
Coding region: 590-2455 (621 amino acids)
Biological process (GO): biotin transport; pantothenate transmembrane transport; sodium ion transport
Cellular component (GO): membrane
Molecular function (GO): sodium-dependent multivitamin transmembrane transporter activity
Source: RefSeq, a predicted model, not a curated record
GAUUUAUUUCUCAGUUCUGUUUAAGAAUGUUUCCCGAUUCAUCACAGACGGGUGAUUUGUGACUCGUUACAGAAUACGGCCGUGCGUUUCCGCGCUCUGAGAAACAUACGAUAGCUACGGAUCAGUUUUACACGCAAAAUGUGAAAAAUCUGAAGAGGGAGGCCAAUCAGCAAGACGGCCAAAAACAGUGUGGUGGUAUCAGACAAUAAACGAGCCAAAUGAAAGCCUGACACUGACUAUAGCAAGUGUAAUGGUGCGUUGGUAAUCUGAGCCAGCUAACCUAGCUAACUUCAGGAGCCGCUCCUUUUCUCAGGAUGAUCUGUUCUGGUUGGGUCGGACAGUGAUGAGUAGAACAUGCGGAGCUGUGAAAUGCGCAGUGUUGUUAUAGGAAAAUGUGAACAAGGAAGUGCUGAGUGUAGAUCUCUCGGUAUGUAAAGUAGUUGUAGAGGUAAGUCAGUCUGGGUGUUACAGACUGUUUAUUUUAACACUUGCAGGUGCUCAUCAGUCCAUAUGGAUGACUGCAAACAAAUCCACUGUUCUCUGAGAACCUGUUGGUCCAGCCCAUAACUAACACUCAGAUACGAUCAGUAUGGAUGUCAUUGGACAGAAGUACUUCACAACAAUUGACUUUGUUUUGUUUGCCCUCCUUCUUGUGGCCUCCAUGGUCAUAGGGCUGUACUAUGCCCUCUCUGGAGGACGACAGAGAACCACUCAAGAAUUCCUGUUGGCUGACCGGAGCAUGAAGUGCCUACCCCUUUCCCUGUCACUCAUGGCCUCUUUCCAGUCAGCUGUUGCUAUAGUCGGCACACCAGCAGAAGUCUACACCAAUGGCACACAGUACUGGUUCAUAGGCUGCUCCUACAUUCUGGGACUCCUUAUUCCUGCCCACGUUUUCAUUCCAGUAUUCUACAGACUGCAUCUCAGUAGUGCUUACCAGUAUCUGGAACUCCGUUUUUGUAAAACGGUCCGGAUCUGUGGAACAGUUACCUUUAUUUUUCAGAUGGUCAUUUACAUGGGUGUUGGCGUGUAUACUCCUGCCCUUGCACUAAAUGCAGUUACUGGUUUUCACUUAUGGGGAGCAGUAUUAGCAACUGGACUAGUAUGCACAGUGUACACUACUUUGGGCGGACUGAAGGCAGUGAUCUGGACUGACGUGUUUCAGACAUUGGUGAUGUUCGCAGGUCAGCUGGCUGUCGUCAUAGUGGGUGUGCAGCAAGUUGGUGGGCUUUCUAAUUUUUGGAGGAAAGUCAGAGAGGGAGACCGCAUCUCCAGCAUUGACUUAAAUCCAGACCCAACUGUGCGGCACACCUUCUGGACAUUAGCACUUGGUGGAGUGUUUCUGAUGCUUUCUUUGUAUGGGGUGAACCAGGCGCAAGUGCAGCGAUACCUCAGUUCUCGUACAGAGAAAGAGGCAGUAAUGUCAUGCUACAUGGUGUUUCCAUGUCUUCAGAUUGCUUUGGGUCUAAGCUGUCUAAUGGGACUUGUUAUGUUUGCAUGUUACGGUGAUAACAGCUCUUUAAACAAACAGUUCCUCACUUCUAAAGACCAGAUGGUCCUGUACUUUGUCAUGGACAUGCUGCAGGACUUCCCUGGACUGCCAGGAUUGUUUGUUGCAUGCUUAUUCAGUGCAUCUCUGAGCACAAUAUCCUCAGCUUUCAAUUCCUUGGCCACAGUAACAAUGGAGGAUCUGAUCAAACCACAUUGUCCUUCAAUGACAGAGGCUAGAGCCACUCUACUCUCAAAGAUACUUGCGUUUUCUUAUGGCCUUAUAUGUCUUGCUAUGGCCUAUGUUGUCCAUUUGAUGAACAGUUCUGUUUUGCAAGCAGCACUCAGUAUCUUUGGCAUGAUAGGAGGACCCUUGCUGGGUCUCUUUUGUCUUGGGAUAUUUUUCCCGUGGGCCAAUAGCACUGGUGCUGUGACGGGGCUGGUUGCUGGUCUAGUCAUGGCCUUUUGGGUUGGCAUUGGUGGAUUUUUGACUCAGAUGCCGAUCAGUGUCACCAUGCAUUCCCAGAACUGCACUGAUACAGUAGCAACAGAGAACAUAACCAUGGCUACAGUGACUGCUAUCUUGACUCCAGUCACUGAUAAACCAAGUAAACCUGUUGGGCUGCAUGGUCUCUAUUCACUUUCAUACAUGUGGUAUAGUGCGCUGAACUCCUCCGUUGUUGUUCUUGUUGGACUCAUCGUCAGUUUCCUCACAGGGCCAAUGAAAGAACAAGACUUGACAAGAGGGACAGUUUAUCCUCUAGUGGAGAAGAUACACUCUUUCCUGCAAAUGCUAGCAAAGCCCAAACCUUGCUUGGGCUCCUCUCCAGAACACAGGCAAAUCCCUGUACGCCAUGAUCAAAUGAAUGGUGUUGCCAACACAGAGAAAAACACUGAAAUGGAGGAAGAAAGAGGGACUUUUCUCCCAGUAUCCCAAAUAUCCUGUUUGGAGCAGGAAACAGCAGUGUGACUCACCAUGAGAAAAACCAUGAGUUGUUAUAAGAAGAACUCUCAGAUCAAAAAGGAGUUGAAGAAUUUGUAUGAAAAGCAAAGCACCUUAUGAACAUCAAUUGUGAACAAAUGAAGAACCAAAUAUUGGGAGAAUGUGAAUCCAUGAUAUGGUGACUGUAAUUACUUGAAUGCUGGUUUAUAAACUUGACACUGUAAAUUUAGUGUUUGCACUUGUAUUGAUGAGACAUGAAAUAUGUGCCUAACUUGCAGUCCCAUCCUGGGACAGUGAAGGCAUAGUUGCCAUUUGUGGUCUUCAUUGAAGUGCUUGCAAUUAGUAAAUGCAAAAUGACAAUGUUUAAAGGGAAAAUGUGAAGUGAGCAUAAGUACAUUAAAAGUACUAUUAAACAAUAAGUAUAUCAGUUACUAGGUUUCGUAUCCCUGACUAAUUUCUGACUAAUGAAAUCACUCAGAUGUAAACAAAGCCAUUUAGAGUGGUUUGAUGUGAAAUCCUCCUUUAACUCACUUACUUAGUAUUGUUCUCAACAGUGGUGAUAGGGGCCAGACCUCAGAAGAGCUUAAUGCCACUAAAAGCUACUUACUGCUAUAUACUGCCUGAUGCUUGAAACAUUGUUUGGCAAUAGUUUUACACAUAUUUUUUUAAAAUCCAGAGAUAAAAGCAGGUCAUUUUAAGGCAAAUUAGGACCAAAAGGAAAAAAAAAUUACCUUUAUUUUACGCUUAUUAACAUUUGUGUAUACAAUUUUAAGAAACACAUGGAGGUUCACUGGUUGUUUUGGAAAAUGGCUCGAUUUGCGUUGUAGACAUAGCAACCCCUGGUUCCUGUCACUACCACUUUAAAGAAAAUCUGAGUCAGUAAGUUUCUCUACAGUGAAUUAUUUCACAACAACCCACUCUUAAUGACUUUGUUUGCAGAAAUAUCUGAAAUUAAAAAUCUGUUGAAUUCCCCCUUUAAGUUGCAAUCUACUGACCCCAAUCUUUGGAGUUAGUGUUCAUGAUCUAGCAUGAAGACAUAACUGCUGUUGAAAGAAAAGAAAGAAAUAUGAAAAAGUGCAAAAAUCAAAACAAAUGACAGUUUCCAUAUGGUUAAAUAAACAAUAUUCUAUAAUCUAUUGAAAAAGAAAUAAAUAUACAGAAAAAACAUUUGAGACACACAGAUAAGGAAAGUAAAGAACAAAUGAGAGGAAAAAAGUAUUGUUUAGACUGCUCAAUCUCUUAAUUUAUAAAAAAAAGACACUUCCACUUGAAGAGACUGUAAAUGAGGCAGAAAUACAGCAAAGCUUCACAAGGGAAGAUUGUGUUAAGAUGGUGAUGUCAAUUAAUUACUGCAAGAAUAAAGUGAUUGAAGGCAAAGCAUGUUGAACAAAAGCUUAACUGUAACUAUUUUAAUUUGUCCAAAUACUUAUGAUACACUUAAAAUGCGGAAUUGAAAACAAAAAAAUACUCUUCCAAAACAAUAAAACACACAGAACUUAAAAAAAUAGAAGGUGACUUGUACUUCUGCCUCAUAUUUGUUGAACUGAGUGAAGUAAGUAACGCACAGAAAUAUGGUUAAAAUGUUCAGUUUUGGAAUGUACUGUACAUUUUUUCUUACAAAGCCAAAGCAAACAUUUUGUACUGUAUUAUCAAAAUAUGAAUUCUGUCUAAUGCUAAAGAUCAUAAGAAAAUAAAGUUCAUCAUGACUUUUCUGGUGCAGUUUUUCCAGA